This is a messenger RNA of Beta vulgaris subsp. vulgaris (sugar beet), 1396 nucleotides long. RefSeq names its product histone H2A.Z-specific chaperone CHZ1. The transcript is spliced from 2 exons. The coding region runs from base 174 to 683 and encodes 169 amino acids. NCBI's taxonomy places the organism in Eukaryota, Viridiplantae, Streptophyta, Magnoliopsida, Caryophyllales, Amaranthaceae. The record is from RefSeq and is a predicted model, not a curated record.
GUUGAAACUAGCUUAAUCAGGAAACUAAUGCAAGUUCCAGGACCCGAAUAGGUUUUAAGCCCUAAUAGAAUUGGGAAAUUUCAGAAAUCCCAGAAAACCCCACUCAUCCAAAAACCUCACUCAUCCAAAAAAAACCUCACUCACUUAAACCCAGAAAUCAAUAGAAUUCAUCAAUGGCGGACGUCAAGAAUUCCGCUGAACCCACAUUUCACACCAAGCGUAUCCCCGAUUCAACCACCCAAGAUUCCACCAAUGAACCCAAGAAGCAGAAACUCGAUAACCCAGAAAACAAUCUCGACAACAAUGGAAUUCAACCUCAACAAAACGACGACGUACAGAAAGAAAAGCAACAAGUAGAGGAAGAAGAAGAACAAGAAGAACCCUCCAGUGGCAAAGCUGUAAUUGACAGAAAAGGAAAGGGUAUUCUCAUAGAAGAAGAUGAUGAAGAAGAUGAGGAUGUAGAUGAUUCAGAUGAUGAUUCUGAUUCUGAUUCUGAUGAUUCUGUAAUUGGUGAUGAUGAAGAAGACAGUGAUUUUGCCGAUGAUCCUCUUGCUGAAGUUGAUCUUGAUAACAUUCUUCCUUCACGAACUCGACGAAAAGUAAUUCAUCCUGGUGUUUAUCUUCGUAAUGAUAUUCCUCAAGAUGAUGAUUCUGAUGAUGAUAUUGAUGAUCCUGAUGCUUAGAAUUUUCUCAGGCCCUUAUCAGUGAAGAAUUAAGCUGUUAAUUGUCCAGUGAGGAUGGUGAUAUAGUACUAUUCUUGGCAUCACACCCUGUCUGCCUUCUGCAGAUUUCUUUUGUUAGGUCAAUAUCCCACUUGUUCUCUUUGUCUGGAACUUGUAAAGAACCAUUUGAUACACUCCCUUUGUUCUCAACUUAUAGGCCACUUUUUUUAUCCUGGAUUUCCUAAAAUAUUAGGCCACUUUCUAAAUUUAGUAAAUUUAACCUUUAACUUGAUCGUAUCACGUACUUUUAACGAAUAUCUCUAAUGGAAGACUUCUUGCAACAUGGUAAAGAUCUGAAAUCUUACAUUGAAAAGGAGAGUCGAGGAAUCCAUUUCAAUUCGAUCAAUUCUACUCCCGAGUGACUCUCAAUCAAAUGUGUGUGAUUCUAUAUCAGCAUUAUCUGUAUGUAGACUAGAAAAUUUCUUGCUGUCUACCUCCCAUCAUCAUCAAGGGCUUGUUUGACGUAAUUUUCGAUGUAAUACUUAUAGUUAAAGCUUGACAUGAGGCUUGUCUGUCUUUUCUUUGGUUGAGGAAGAAUGCUUCAUUGUGUCAUUUUUCUUGUCUCCUUUGUGUGCUUUCUACAUCUUGCAGCAGCUUCAGUUUACAUCUUGCCAUGCGCAGUACAUUUUAUUUAUUUGUCUUGUUCUAUCCUAAUGAAGUGUUCUUUUUUGGCA